CGCUGACGUCACAGAGAGGUAGCCAUUUUCCCAGUCACGGAGCUGUCUGGUGUGACAGGAGCGUUGUGGAUUAUCCCGGGGUGGAGACCGAGCCGGGUCUCCCACUUCAGCGAGGAGUUCGCUUCACACGGGUUUUGAGAUGUUUUCACUCUCCACAUUUCAGCCGCAGGUAACGGUCCCUCUAAGUCAGCUGAUCAGCACCUUCCAUUCACUUAAAAGCUCAGCAACCUCAGUUAGUUCUGCAUCCAUACAGUGUCUCCAGCGAGAGAAACCACAAGAGCAUGAUCAAGUGAAUGAGCCUCUGGGUAACUUAAGGGAUUUUGGACUGUCUGAUUUAAAAACCAGCCACCUGGAUGAAUUGGUUAGCAGAUUACUUCCAAGUUUGUCGCCAAUUGAUUCAAACUCUGGUUCAUCCCAGUGGAAAAUAUCUCAUGUUUCAUCACAGUCCUUCUUUGAAAAUAAACAUGGAUUUUCAAACAAUAUCUUCAAAGUGUUGCGUACAGCUCAGCUCUCUCAACAACAUUCACCAUUUCUAUCAACCUUCUGUUCCAGUCUUCAUCUGUCGCCAUUCCGCGAGCAGAGUCGAGGCUUUAAAACACUGAGAUCGAGAGCAAGGAGACCUGUAGCAACCGAGAAUGCAGCUGAAGCAGAGAGUAUUGCUCCUUCAUUUAUGAAGGGACUUCUAUUGAGAGACCGAGGCAGAGAAGUUGAGAAUUUGGAGAGUUUGAUUAAAACAAAAAAUAUUCCAGAGGCUCAUCAGGAUGCAUUUAAAACUGGUUUUGCAGAGGGCUUCCUAAAAGCACAAGCUCUCACACAAAGGACAAAUGAUUCUUUAAGAAGAACAAGACUGAUUCUUCUGUUCCUUCUGUUGCUUGGAAUUUAUGGUCUGUCCAGGACACCAUUCUUAUCUGUGCGAUUUCGUACUACAUCAGGACUAGAUGCGGCAGUGGAUCCUAUUCAAGUGAAGAAUGUCACAUUUGAACAUGUGAAAGGAGUAGAAGAGGCAAAAAAUGAACUACAAGAAGUUGUAGAAUUUUUGAAAAACCCUCAGAAGUUCACCGUGUUAGGUGGCAAGCUACCUAAAGGCAUUCUUUUAGUUGGACCUCCUGGAAAUGGGAAAACUCUCCUUGCAAGAGCAGUCGCUGGUGAAGCUGAUGUACCAUUCUAUUAUGCAUCAGGAUCCGAAUUUGAUGAAAUGUUUGUUGGUGUUGGAGCUAGUAGAAUUAGGAACUUGUUUAGAGAGGCAAAAGCAAAUGCACCCUGUGUAAUUUUUAUUGAUGAACUCGAUUCUGUGGGUGGAAAGAGAAUUGAAUCACCCAUGCAUCCAUAUUCCAGACAAACCAUAAAUCAACUACUUGCAGAGAUGGAUGGUUUCAAGCCCAAUGAAGGUGUCAUUAUUAUAGGAGCUACAAACUUUCCUGAAGCUUUGGACAAUGCUCUUGUCCGUCCAGGUAGAUUUGACAUGCAAGUUACAGUUCCCAGACCAGAUAUUAGAGGACGAGUAGAGAUUCUUAAGUGGUAUCUUGACAAAGUUAAAGUUGACCCAGCAAUUGAUCCAGAAAUUAUAGCCAGAGGCACAGUGGGUUUCUCGGGAGCAGAACUAGAGAAUUUGGUUAACCAGGCUGCUCUGAAAGCAGCUGUUGAUGAAAAGGAUCAAGUUACAAUGAAAGAGUUGGAAUUUGCCAAGGACAAAAUCCUUAUGGGUCCAGAGCGCAAAAGCAUUGAGAUUGAUGCAAAAAACAAAACAAUUACAGCAUACCACGAAUCAGGGCAUGCUAUAGUGGCACAUUAUACAAAGAAUGCUAUGCCUAUUAACAAAGCAACCAUAAUGCCAAGAGGACCAACCCUGGGACAUGUUUCAUUAUUACCGGAAAAUGACAGAUGGAGUGAAACCCGAGCUCAGUUACUUGCUCAAAUGGAUGUUAGCAUGGGUGGUAGAGUAGCAGAAGAACUCAUCUUUGGAACAGAGCAAAUCACCACAGGUGCUUCAAGUGAUUUUGACACUGCCACCAAAAUAGCAAAAUUGAUGGUCACAAAAUUUGGAAUGAGUGAUAAGCUAGGAGUGAUGACGUACUCGGAUCCAGAAAAAGUGAGCCCAGAUACUCAAUCUGCAAUUGAACAAGAAAUCAGAGUAUUAUUGCGGGAUUCUUAUGAACGAGCAAAAAAUAUCUUGAAGACUCAUGCAAAAGAACACAAAAAUCUAGCAGAAGCUUUACUGAAAUAUGAGACAUUGGAUGCCAAAGAGAUACAGAUGGUUCUUGAGGGAAAGCGGCUAGAACUAAAAUAACUUCUUCAUUUGAAGCAGACUUAGUCACUGCUAUAGUAACCUAGAUGUGUAUAUACGUGGAAGAGCAGUAGUGCACUAAAUUAAAACGUAAGUUUUAAUUCUGAGGACAUUAUUAUUGGUAUUUUCAUAAUUACAAAAUGCUAAUUCAAACAAUGGAAUUACAUAAUCUGUUAUUUUAAAUCACAGUUAAACUAUUCUCAAUUUUAAGCAAUUCUACAUAAUACUCUGUUUAGUGUAAGUAUAAAAUCAGACGAGAAACAGUAAACAUUAUUCCUUUGACUGUUUUUCCUUCUGUAAUUUCAGUUUAUUUAUGUAUACAAAUGAGUUACAUUUGAGUGCUUCCCAAAACAAUUAAAAUUGAAUGCAAUGCUGCAGUGCUGCUUUCAUCGUUGCAUCAUUCGAGUGUCCAUCUAUGUAUAUCCAUUUGUUGCUGGGUAAAUCUUUCAUUCUUGUGUUCUCAAAAUUUAUAAUGUUAGUAAAAAAAUAAAUAAUUCUGCAAUGGUGCAUAACCUACAAAAUAAUUGGUUGAAUCAUCACCAGCAUCUAGCAUUGUAUUGAUUAACCAGGGGUCCAGGGAUGUGCGGACUGAAAAAGAUGCUUCUCCUUUUUCCUGCACGAUAAAGUGCACUGUAGGAACUGGAAACCAAGCAAUGUAUAGAAAGCUUAUUGGUUAUCCUUGAACAUAAACAGUAAGAACUUACUGUUAAUCUUGAAGCUUUUUGAGAUUUCUGUUUACACCUAAAAUAAAGAGAUCUUGUGUGACUU
Hypanus sabinus (Atlantic stingray) is the source of this 3052-nucleotide messenger RNA. It is a transcript of the gene yme1l1b, whose product is annotated as YME1-like 1b. Gene Ontology annotation, biological process: protein quality control for misfolded or incompletely synthesized proteins; mitochondrion organization. Gene Ontology annotation, molecular function: ATP binding; metalloendopeptidase activity; ATP hydrolysis activity. The record is from RefSeq and is a predicted model, not a curated record. The transcript has 19 exons. Gene Ontology annotation, cellular component: mitochondrial inner membrane. Bases 140 to 2287 code for a protein of 715 amino acids. NCBI's taxonomy places the organism in Eukaryota, Metazoa, Chordata, Chondrichthyes, Myliobatiformes, Dasyatidae.